CUGGCGCGGCGGCGCGAGGGGCGGGCUUUCAGGCUGCCGGCGGCUGCUUGCGCCCCAGCGCGCGCCCAGGCGCCUUGGAAUCCCCGUCCUUGGGCCCCCGCAAGGUCCCCGGCCGUGCGCGAGGCAGCAUGAUGAGGCGCACCCUGGAAAACCGGAACGCUCAAACGAAACAACUGCAAACAGCUGUCUCAAAUGUGGAGAAGCAUUUUGGAGAACUGUGCCAAAUCUUCGCUGCCUAUGUGCGGAAAACUGCCAGGCUGAGAGACAAAGCAGACCUCCUGGUGAAUGAAAUUAACGCGUAUGCUGCUACAGAGACCCCGCAUUUAAAGCUGGGCCUGAUGAACUUUGCAGAUGAGUUUGCCAAACUUCAGGAUUAUCGACAAGCAGAGGUUGAAAGACUUGAAGCCAAAGUAGUUGAACCCUUGAAAACUUAUGGGACCAUUGUGAAAAUGAAACGGGAUGACCUCAAAGCAACACUCACAGCAAGGAAUCGAGAAGCUAAGCAAUUAACUCAGUUAGAAAGAACACGUCAGCGAAACCCAUCUGAUCGACAUGUUAUUUCACAAGCAGAAACGGAAUUACAGAGAGCUGCAAUGGAUGCUAGCCGAACAAGUCGUCAUCUGGAGGAAACUAUUAACAACUUUGAAAGGCAGAAAAUGAAGGAUAUAAAGACUAUAUUUUCUGAAUUUAUCACAAUCGAAAUGUUAUUUCACGGCAAAGCUUUAGAGGUCUACACUGCUGCCUACCAGAAUAUACAAAACAUUGACGAAGAUGAAGAUUUAGAGGUUUUCCGAAAUUCUCUGUAUGCACCAGAUUAUUCAUCUCGUUUAGAUAUUGUAAGAGCAAAUUCAAAGUCACCUCUUCAGAGAUCACUGUCAGCUAAGUGUGUAUCUGGAACAGGACAGGUAUCCACUUGUCGACUAAGAAAGGAUCAACAAGCAGAAGAUGAUGAGGAUGAAGAGUUAGAUGUUACAGAAGAAGAAAAUUUUCUUAAGUAAACUACACAUUUCCAUUUUCAUCAUAAAUGACUUGAAAUCCACAA
Molecule: messenger RNA, 1042 nt
Organism: Pan troglodytes (chimpanzee)
Lineage: Eukaryota; Metazoa; Chordata; Mammalia; Primates; Hominidae
Gene: CIBAR1
Product: CBY1 interacting BAR domain containing 1
Exons: 9
Coding region: 129-998 (289 amino acids)
Biological process (GO): cilium assembly
Cellular component (GO): ciliary transition zone; ciliary basal body
Source: RefSeq, a predicted model, not a curated record